ACUGGCUGCUGCUGAAGUGGAGGCGCUGCUUCAGCUGGAAGAAGAAAUCAGUUAAUAGAAAACAGGAGGGGGCUCCGGAGAUGCCGCUCCCCCCCAGGACACUGCUCUGUCUGGGCAUGCUGCUGAUGACCGCUGGGGGGGUCAUGGUCCUGUGUCUGGGCCUGCCCCAGCAGUCGGGCCCUCUGUUUCUAGUCGGGCUGUUCAUGAGCCUGGGGGGCGUGGGCCUGCUGGUCAGUGGACUCUGCAUGGCCAUGAAGAAUCUCCAGGUGGCAGUGCCCGGACACUUCCUCCUGCACCCGCGCACAGGCACGCGCUUCAGCCCGCAGCAGGCCCUGGCUAUACAAAGGAGGUUGGACCGAAUUCGUCGGGAGAUGUCAGAGGACUCUGUCAGCAGGAUACCAGAUCCUGAACCCUCUCUCCCAUCCACCCCUCCACCCUGGACUAUGGAGCCGCCUCCAUCCUACGACACAGUGAUGAAGAGCCAGGAGCACAGCGAGCAGCUUUAACCUCUCAACUCUGGCGGACAUCUUAACU
This is a messenger RNA of Morone saxatilis (striped sea-bass), 534 nucleotides long. RefSeq lists its product as uncharacterized. The record is from RefSeq and is a predicted model, not a curated record. Lineage: Eukaryota; Metazoa; Chordata; Actinopteri; Moronidae.